Messenger RNA from Eptesicus fuscus (big brown bat), 4110 nucleotides. It is a transcript of the gene ZFAT, whose product is annotated as zinc finger and AT-hook domain containing. NCBI's taxonomy places the organism in Eukaryota, Metazoa, Chordata, Mammalia, Chiroptera, Vespertilionidae. Gene Ontology annotation, biological process: regulation of DNA-templated transcription. The record is from RefSeq and is a predicted model, not a curated record. The transcript is spliced from 16 exons. Bases 260 to 4078 code for a protein of 1272 amino acids. Gene Ontology annotation, molecular function: RNA polymerase II cis-regulatory region sequence-specific DNA binding; DNA-binding transcription factor activity, RNA polymerase II-specific.
GCAGAGCUGGGAAGGCUCCGAAUCCCGGGAUCCGCACUCCAGGCCUCCGACAGCCGCUCCCCUGGAGGGGUUCAAAACGCGGAGCGGCGGAAUCUGCGGAACCGGAUGCAAAGCGCGGCCUCUGGCGCGAGCAUGCGCAGUAGCCCUCGCCGCCCUCGCCGCGCUCGGCGCCGGGGGCGGGUCCUCCGGGGCGGACGUCCGCCACGCCGGCGUCAGCCGCCCGGGAGGAGGAGGGCGAAGACUCCAGCCGCCAUGUUGGAUGCCGCAGAUUCGCCAUAACCUCGCCGGCUCUUUUCUUAAAAAAAUAAAAAUAAAAACCGAAGCGUCGGCGGGGCGCCCCGCUUUGUCGGUGGGCACGGGAGGGGGCCCGGAAGAGCCCCAGGCUUUUUUUUUCCUCCGCGGUGGGGGCGUUGCCAUGGAGACGCGAGCGGCAGAAAAGCCGGCCAUCUUCAUGUGCAAAUGCUGUAACCUGUUCUCACCAAGUCAGUCGGAGCUCCUCUCCCACGUGUCUGAGAAGCACACGGAAGAAGGGGUUAAUGUGGACGAGAUCAUCAUCCCCCUUCGGCCUCUGAGUACACCCGAACCCGCCCACCCAAGCAAAGCCGGAGACGAGCUGUCCGUCACGAAGAGGAAGAGGGGCAGGCCCAAGGGGUCCACGAAGAAGCCCAGCGCCGAGGAGGAGCUGGUGGGGAGCGCCGUGGGUGCGAGCGAGGCCCCUCCGCGGGCCCCGGAGGAGGGCGGCAGCCUGGCCCCCCGCUGCCUGGAGUGCCCCAAGUGCUCGCGCAAGUUCUCCAACCUGCGCCAGCUGCGCAAGCACAUCUGCAUCAUCGUGCUGAGCCUGGGCGAGGCCGAGGGCGACGCAGGUAAUGAGUCUGACCUUGAACUGGAAAAGAAGUUUAAGGAAGAAGAUCGAGAAAAGGCCCCGAGGCGACCGCGGACGCAGAGGACCGAGAAGGUCCAGAAGGUCUCUUCCGGAAAGGAGGCCGCGCAGGGGCCCGGAGCAAAGAAGCCCAUCGUCAGCGUGGUGCUAACCGCCCACGAAGCUAUCCCAGGUGCCACCAAGAUUAUCCCAGUGGAGGCGGGGCCCCCAGAAACAGGAGCCGCGAACCCCGAGGCCACCUCCGCGGACCUGGCGCCUCGGAGAGGGUACCAGGAGUACGCCAUCCAGCAGACGCCGUAUGAGCAGCCCAUGAAGUCGAGCAGGCUCGGGCCCACGCAGCUCAAGAUCUUCACCUGCGAGUACUGCAACAAGGUGUUCAAGUUCAAGCACUCGCUGCAGGCGCACCUGCGCAUCCACACCAACGAGAAGCCCUACACCUGCGCGCACUGCAGCUACGCCAGCGCCAUCAAGGCCAACCUCAACGUGCACCUGCGCAAGCACACGGGCGAGAAGUUCUCCUGCGACUGCUGCGCCUUCACCUGCCUGAGCAAGGGCCACCUCAAGGUGCACGUGGAGCGGGUGCACAAGAAGGUCAAGCAGCACUGCCGCUUCUGCAAGAAGAAGUACUCGGACGUCAAGAACCUCAUCAAGCACGUGCGCGACGCCCACGACCCGCAGGACCCGCAGGUGCGCGAGGCGCUGGACGGGCUCCGCCUGCUGACCCGGGAGGGCAAGCGGCAGCUGCUCUACGACUGCCACGUCUGCGAGCGCAAGUUCAAGAACGAGCUGGACCGCGACCGCCACAUGCUGGUGCACGGGGACCAGUGGCCCUUCGCCUGCGAGCUCUGCGGCCACGGGGCCACCAAGUACCAGGCGCUGGAGCUGCACGUGCGCAAGCACCCCUUCGUCUACGUGUGCGCCCUCUGCCGCCGGACGUUCGUCAGCUCCAUCCGCCUGCGCGCCCACAUCCGGGAGGCGCACGGGGCCGCGCCCGAGGCCGCCGCCUUCACCAGCUCCAUCAACCAGAGCUUCUGCCUGCUGGAGCCCGGCGGGGACAUCCAGCCCGAGGCGCUGGGCGGCCGCUUGCCGCUCCCUGAGGAGGGCCUUGCCCCCAAGGAGGAUGCGGAGCCCCAGCCGGGGCGGAGGGAGCCGGAGGCCCCGCUGCAGGUGCCGGCGCCGCCCGGGCCCUUAGUGCCCACCCCCCAGGCCGGAAGCACUGCCCCGCCCCCCUGCGAGCUGGGAGCCGCGGGGGUCCCCUCGCAAGGGGCGGUGUCGGAUGAGUUGUUGCUGAAAAGCGGUACCUCCUCCGCCGAGGCUCACCCUGCUCCGGGAAGGACCCUGCACCCCCAGCCCGGAGGCUCCGCCCCGUCUCAGGGCGCAGAAGUCACCCCCCUGCUGCCCACGGCCAGAAGCCCUGCCGCCAACCAGGACACCCAGGGCGCCGAGAGCCCCCGGUCCCACGGGCCAGAUGCCAACAGGUGUCUCGGGUCAGACCCAGCGGAGGCCGCGGACCUUCCUGUGGUCCCCGGUGAGGAGGCCGAGGCCCUGCGCCCGCCUGACCUCUGUGGCCCCGGCCCCGGCCCCGAGCGCCGGGCGAACAUGAACGCGUUCCUGCGGAUCCUGGACGGCCUGGCCAAGCGGCGGAUGGACCCCGGCCUGUGCGAGAGGAUCCGGAAGGUGUACGGGGACCUGGAGUGUGAAUACUGCGGCAAACUUUUUUGGUACCAAGUGCACUUUGACAUGCAUGUCCGCACCCACACCCGGGAACAUCUGUAUUAUUGCUCCCAGUGUCAUUAUUCCUCCAUCACCAAAAACUGCCUUAAACGCCAUGUCAUUCAGAAACACAGUAACAUCCUGCUGAAGUGCCCCACUGAUGGCUGUGACUACUCGACUCCAGAUAAAUAUAAGCUGCAGGCCCACCUUAAAGUGCACACAGAGCUGGACAAAAGGAGCUACUCUUGUCCUGUGUGUGAGAAGUCUUUCUCGGAAGAUCGGUUGAUCAAGUCGCACAUCAAGACGAACCACCCGGAGGUCUCCAUGAGCACCAUCUCCGAGGUGCUGGGCAGGCGGGUGCAGCUGAAGGGGCUGAUCGGAAAGAGGGCCAUGAAGUGCCCGUACUGCGACUUCUACUUCAUGAAGAACGGCUCCGACCUGCAGCGCCACAUCUGGGCUCACGAGGGCGUGAAACCCUUCAAGUGCUCUCUGUGUGAGUACGCGACGCGCAGCAAGAGCAACCUCAAGGCUCACAUGAACCGUCACAGCACGGAGAAGACCCACCUCUGUGACAUGUGCGGCAAGAAAUUCAAAUCCAAGGGGACGCUGAAAAGCCACAAGCUCCUGCACACCGCAGACGGGAAGCAGUUCAAGUGCACGGUGUGUGACUACACGGCGGCCCAGAAGCCCCAGCUGCUGCGGCACAUGGAGCAGCACGCCUCCUUCAAGCCUUUCCGCUGCGCCCACUGCCAUUACUCCUGCAACAUAUCGGGCUCCCUGAAGAGGCACUACAACAGGAAGCACCCCAACGAGGAGUACGCCAACGCGGGCGCCGGGGAGCUGGCCGCCGACGCGCUCGUCCGGCAAGGCGGCCUGAAGUGCCCCGUGUGCAGCUUCGUGUACGGCACCCGCUGGGAGUUCAACCGGCACCUGAAGAACAAGCACGGCCUGAAGCUGGUGGAGACGGAAGGGGAGCCCAAGUGGGAGCCAGCGACAGAGACUCCGGAGGAGCCGGCCGCCCAGUACCUGCACAUCGCGGAGGCCGAGGAGGACGUGCAGGGCACGCAGGCCGCGGUGGCCGCGCUGCAGGACCUGAGAUACACCUCCGAGAGCGGUGACCGGCUGGACCCCACGGCGGUGAACAUCCUCCAGCAGAUCAUCGAGCUGGGCAGCGAGGCCCACGACGCCACGGCCGUGGCCUCCGUGGUUGCCAUGGCUCCGGGGACGGUGACGGUGGUGAAACAGGUCACCGACGAGGAGCCCAGCUCCAACCACACGGUCAUGAUCCAGGAGACGCUGCAGCAGGCGUCCGUGGAGCUGGCCGAGCAGCACCACCUGGUUGUGUCCUCGGACGACGUGGAGGGCAUCGAGACGGUGACCGUGUACACGCAGGGCGGGGAGCCCUCGGAGUUCAUCGUCUACGUGCAGGAGGCCAUGCAGCCCGCGGAGGAGCCGGCCGGGGGGCAGCCGGCCCCGGAGCUCUGAGGACGCACGCGCGGCGCCAGGGCCGGGCCGCC